UUGCGUCGUGGUAUCAUCGGAGGAAAGGGAGCUGCAGAGCAAUGGGUGAAAGGGGGGUUCAAGGCCAAGAUGGACAGGAAGGAGGCCAUCGCGAUACUCGGUCUCAAGGAUGGCCCACUGUUGAAGACAAAACUGAAGGACGCUCAUCGUCACAUCAUGCUUGCGAAUCAUCCUGACCGAGGAGGUGCACCUUACUUGGCCAGCAAAAUUAACGAGGCCAAGGACCUCCUAGAACGC
Messenger RNA from Heterobasidion irregulare TC 32-1, 237 nucleotides. Its product is annotated as mitochondrial import inner membrane translocase. The transcript has 2 exons. Gene Ontology annotation, biological process: protein import into mitochondrial matrix. Gene Ontology annotation, cellular component: PAM complex, Tim23 associated import motor. The annotation marks the transcript as partial. The record is from RefSeq and is a predicted model, not a curated record. Gene Ontology annotation, molecular function: ATPase activator activity. NCBI's taxonomy places the organism in Eukaryota, Fungi, Basidiomycota, Agaricomycetes, Russulales, Bondarzewiaceae.